GUCUGCUCCUCAUAAUUCAUCAACAAAAUCCAGUGACGACUCGGCGACCAGGGCAGGGGAGAGGGGACCGAGCUCGAAGAAGAAGAAGAAGAGAAAUGGGGGCAAUAACGACUGCAUUGAUAGCGAUAGCAGGAGUUGUGCUCGGAUGGAUCGCCAUCGAGAUGGCCUGCAAGCCUUGCCUCGACAAAGGUCGCGAAGCCAUUGAUCGCUCUCUCAAUCCUGAUUACGACCCCGACGACGAAAACAACAACGACGACCUUCGCGCUCCUCUUAAUCCCAAUUCCGAUCUUGAAAGUGUUACCGGAGAUCCAAACGCCGUCGUUUCUUCCUCUACUUCUGAUGGAACCAAGGCCGUCUGAUCCAUCCCUACCCUCAAAUAUAUUAAUUGUGAUUUUUAUUAUUUUAAUUAUUGGAGCUAUUAUUUGUUGUUGUGCCGUAUCGUAUCUAUCUAUAUAUGCCAGAAUUUGUAAUUUUUGUU
Molecule: messenger RNA, 478 nt
Organism: Humulus lupulus (European hop)
Lineage: Eukaryota; Viridiplantae; Streptophyta; Magnoliopsida; Rosales; Cannabaceae
Exons: 1
Coding region: 96-359 (87 amino acids)
Source: RefSeq, a predicted model, not a curated record